AUGGCCACAACACUAAAUGAAGAAAUAUCUAUACAAGAAACAGAAGCUCUGAACACUCCGAAUAAUGUUGAAAUCAAGAAGAAAACUGGCUUUAGAUACUUACUGGGCAUUAUUACAGUAGAACCAGUGGCGUUCAUAGUAUUGUUCGCUAGUAUACUGUCAUCUAUGUCGACACAGACUUUAGGCUUAGAAAAAGCUUGUAGAGUAAGUCUAAGACUCGAAGAUGCUAUCUGUGAUUCACUGAGAGCACAAAACCAAUCGAAUAACUUCACUGAUUACGAGAGAAUAGUCCAGGAGCAUUAUUCUGCUCAGCUAACGUGGAAAAGCAAUUUGCAGUCCGUAUUACCGCUCCCUAUGCUGCUGUUUGCUGGAGGCUGGAGCGACAAGACAGGCAGAAGAAAAGCCAUCAUUAUAUUUCCCAUAAUCGGCGAAACUCUCCAAUGCAUCAGCAACAUCUUAAAUGUGGUAUUCUUCUACGAAAUCCCGCUUGAGGCUUUGAUAUUCUUUGAUACAUUCUUCGCGGGGAUCACUGGGGGCACAACCAUAAUGUUCUUGGCGAUGUUCAACUAUAUCUGCGAUAUAACUACCUCGAAAAACAGAACACAGAGGUUGGCACUCGUCAAUUUGUGUACGUUUGCCGGAAUGCCGCUAGGUUUGAUGUUAUCCGGGAUAAUGUUGAGGCAUCUUGGGUACUAUGCCAUAUAUGGAACAGCUCUUUUUUUGCACUUUAUAAACGUUUUGUAUGUGACAUUCAGAGUAAAGGACCCAUUGAGGACUAAAGAGCAAAUUAUGACGUACGACAACAAAGGCUGCUGCCAUUUUUUGAAAGAGUUCUUCGAUCCUAAAACAUUGAAGGAUUCCUUCAAAGUGCUAAUUAAGAAGACUGAAGACAACCGCCGUUUGUAUUUAAUAGUUAUACUUAUGACGGCUUGUUUGUUGUAUGGACCUGUAUAUGGUGAAGUCUCAGUUCUGUACUUGUCGCUUAGAUACAGAUUUAACUGGGACGAGAUGCAGUUCAGCUUGUUCCAGACUUAUAAUUUUGUUAUCACCGCGAUUGGAACAAUAUUUGCUGUAGUUGUGUUGAGCAAUUACUUGAAGUGGCACGACGCCCUGCUGGGAAUCACGUCUACGAUAAGUAAGAUUGCGUCAUCGUUUGUCUAUUGCUUCGCGCCGAACGCGCAAAUCUUAUAUAUAGCACCGGUUGUGGACAUUCUGAACAACUGCAAUGCUCGCAAUAAAAUCGAUGUAUUCAAAGCUGGUCGAGUCAAAUGA
Bombyx mandarina (wild silkworm) is the source of this 1272-nucleotide messenger RNA. Its product is annotated as lysosomal proton-coupled steroid conjugate and bile acid symporter SLC46A3-like. Gene Ontology annotation, molecular function: transmembrane transporter activity. Gene Ontology annotation, biological process: transmembrane transport. The record is from RefSeq and is a predicted model, not a curated record. Gene Ontology annotation, cellular component: membrane. NCBI's taxonomy places the organism in Eukaryota, Metazoa, Arthropoda, Insecta, Lepidoptera, Bombycidae.